AUGAAGCGCCCUGCGAUCGACCAGCUUGUGUACGAGUACAUACUUCCACGGCCGAAGGCGUCCGACCCGCCCAACUUCGCUGGCCUACUUACUCGCUUUCUUGUUUUUGAGGUGCGCCAAGAAGUCCAUUCCUUCUACGGCCACCUGGACACACAGGAAGCCAAGUACCCCGGUCUCGACUACUGCAACUCGAUUCACCGCAUCCGCUUAAGCCGCUGGCCAUGGCAUCGCCGCCUCUUCCGGGCUUUUGACGCUCUGCGUCUCACGCCCUCCGAGAUUGCAAAUCUGACAAAGUGGGAAGGCACCCGCUGGGCCAAGGAGCGCUACGAAAAAGAGCAGAACAUCACCAUUCUCGACACGGCUGCCGACGGGAUGCCCGACUACCGCCACGUCGAGACCAAGAACUGGGUAGACGAGCAACCGUACGGCAUCGACAACUAUAUGACAUUGCUUGCCAGCUCGCACCCGGCCAUGGUGUACGCGAGACGAGAGCAGCAAGCUGACGAAUGCCUGCUCAGCGCACCAGAAACUGACCCCUCGCAUUCACAAGUCGCCAUGCUGCGAGGAGCACUGCCAGCCGUAGCCGGCUUCACCAUAAUCCAGAGUCAUGACCAGGACGAGGACGAGGACGAAAACGUCGACCAGGACGAGGCGAUGAAUGACGUCGAAAGCGGCAACCAGGACGAUAGCGACGACGGUGUCGUCACGCAGAGUAUCGGACUUCGGCUUAAUGAGCGGCUGAGAGAGCGCGUGGCCGCCCAUAACGCGGGCGACACCUCACAACCACUGGACGAGGACUGGGAGCAAUGGCUUAAAAACGCCCUUGAAACUGGAAACCUUAAUAUGGUGGCCCAGCACACCGACCUGCCGUUUGUGCACUCGCGGUACACGGCCCACGCCUCCACAGCACCAAGCACCAGCCCGAACGCGCCCGACACAAGUGCCACUCACGGCAACCAGCUGUCGUACUCCAACAUUGUUCCAUCGGAGAUUCUUGACUCGGCGCGGCAAGGAAAUUGGAGCGAGAUCCCCGAAUUUCUUCACGACGUUUUGCGUCAGACGGUCGAGGCUGAAGCUUACGCGGACGAGAUGCCCGACCGUAUGGAAACCCUGCCCACAGGUACUUCUGCCGACGCCGCCUCCUCGACGUCAUCGGGUAGGGCCCGUGAGAGAACCACAUCGUGGCGUCGGACAUAUUCUGAUUUGCGGCUUCCAGGCCAGUGA
This is a messenger RNA of Sporothrix brasiliensis 5110, 1224 nucleotides long. RefSeq lists its product as uncharacterized. The transcript has a single exon. The record is from RefSeq and is a predicted model, not a curated record. Lineage: Eukaryota; Fungi; Ascomycota; Sordariomycetes; Ophiostomatales; Ophiostomataceae. Bases 1 to 1224 code for a protein of 407 amino acids.